AUGAAUUGGACUGGAGGUAACCUGCAGAGGCACUCGAAGAACAAAGGCAACGCAGUAGUCGAACGUCAGAAGUCACACUUUGCCAAAGCUCGCAGCAAAGUCCCAAACAGGAACAGUUCUUCAGUGAAAAGCUGGAAUGAGACCUCACCGACCCGACCUCCAUCUCCUCCGCCUUUCAAGAAGACCAAGACACAUCACAAGCGUAAAACUCGGAUACACGAAUGGUCCAUUACUGGCAAAAGGGAUGCACAACGCCCAAUAGGAGAUUUUGUGCUGCCGUCGAAGAACAGCGAUGUUUACGUUAGGGUAGGCAAGCGGGCAUUUGCUAGCCAGCUCGACACAACAGUGGCUAGUCCAUCAACCAGGAUUCGUUCACGCUCCGGAUCCUACUCAGAACACUCUUCAAACUCGAUGCUUCUUGAUAUCCUCGACCAGCCCGUUUCUACAUCUAGGGGCUCUGACCGUGGCGAGAUCCCCAGGCUGCAAUUCGACGAAGACGAACCAACACAUCCUGCAACAGACCAAAUGAGGUUCGUGCUGAGCGAUUCGCUCGACGACGUUUUGCGUGAUCAGAAGGGUGUUCAUCACCGCUCAGGACCUGUAUCACAUGUCCCGUCAGACCUCCAUGAGAAUGCCGUAAGUCCUGCGAACUUUGAAAGUGCUAGGCUAGCCGACUACGCACGCGGUACUCUAGAUGCGGCUGAGCGAGUGGAAGACUCACCGGUCGAAGUGCAAGCACAGCACACGUUCAUUUUUGGAAUCCAUGCAGAGGAAGAUCCUACAAGUUUCGAUCACGAGGACUUUGGAGAUAACGAUGAUACUUGGCGAAGGUUCAUUGAGGAUAAGGAUGAGGAAUAUGGUCAGGCAGAGAGUGAUCUGUUUGCUGCACCUCAAUAUAAUAGGCAAGCCUCGCCAGAUGCUCACCCUGCUGGGAAGAAAGUCCAGGAAGAGCCGCUCUAUCCGACCAGUGUUCGUGGCAGCACCCCGCAAUCAUCGUGCCCGACUGCUCGCGCAUGUCUACUCGAGACCGGAACAUCGAAGCGAAUAGGCGGUGAGAUAAGCGAACGUGGACCAAGACUAAGUGACGACGACCAAAUUUGGAGACGAUUCAUCCUGGGUGCCGACUACGCAGAUGCUUUGUGA
Molecule: messenger RNA, 1143 nt
Organism: Aureobasidium pullulans EXF-150
Lineage: Eukaryota; Fungi; Ascomycota; Dothideomycetes; Dothideales; Saccotheciaceae
Exons: 1
Coding region: 1-1143 (380 amino acids)
Source: RefSeq, a predicted model, not a curated record